AAAUCGUUGUCGCGUGAGGGUCCAUCGUGUUUUUGCUCUGUGAACUAACGCAGCACAAAAACACACCCCGAAUUCGAGAACAAUGGUCGGAUCGUGCAAAUAAAGCUGUUGUAGCAGUGGUAUAGUCAGUCGCGCCAUCGUAUCACGAGGAAAAGUGUAUUUCCAAAACCGUGCUCCCUUCUGUGUAGUUUAGUAGGAUGUCGGUCUGCUGACAAAAUACGAUCAUCCAAGUGUGCCGUUUUCCAUUUGCUGCCUCAGAAUUUUCCUUGGCGUGCUCGUUGUGCUGUUUAGUUUGAGCCAAAUUAAAAGCAACCUCAAAGAAGUGUUGCCUUUGGUGUGUUUUUUUUCUGUGUGCUAAUACAGCUCUUGUCGGCGCAGAACAGUGUCCCUGGGAAGCAAACGGAAAACCAACGUAAACAAAGGAUUAUCCAUUAUUCAAUUAUCCGAACAUCUUCCACUGAACUCAGGGCUACCCAAACCAGAUCCAUUUCCCACCUUCAGAACAAUACACAACAAAGGUACGAUGCAGCGUUGGUGGUUUUUGGAAGAAAAUGGCGAUGCAAAGGACCCGUCUACAUCCGCGUCCCAGAAGACAGAAACGUCCGCGAAAAAACUAAAGCAACCAACGCCGGCUGGUGAUCGUCGGUACACGUUCCGUGUGCUGGUAACGUACGAUUUGCUGAAAGAUGAAACCAUUGCCAUAACGGGCAGUUGCGAAUCCUUGGGAAACUGGGAACCGGAACAAUGCGUACAACUGCGUCCAGAAAACGAUGGUGAUAGAAAUAUCUGGCGCCUCGCGACGGAACUACCACGUGAUGUUUCUGUGAAAUAUCGCUAUUUAAUCUGCUCGGUCGAUCCAACCAGUGAGAAUGUGCAUGUACGACGCUUUGAAACUCACAUCGUGCCCCGACAGGUCCCGCUCGAUCUGGCUGACGAAGAAGUACAAACCACCCAAGUACAACCAAAGAUCGACACACUCGGUGAUAUCGACGGAAAUAUCAAGCUGGAUAAGGGUUGGCUCACUACCGAAACCAUCAUGCAGUUCAAGUUCUUCGAUAAUCCGUUCUCGGUGAAGGAACGCAUCAAGAACCGGUUGCUGUAUGUGAAGAUAACAACGAUGAAUCUACGCAUUAAUGCGGAAUCCCAAAAUCUUUCCUCGAUGCUGGAAGAAUCGCUUUCGAACGAUACCCGUGAGAAUGGUGCGGAAUCGGCAACCACCUACUCCUUCACGGAGGUGACCUCGCUUCGCAACCCGAAUGUUUGCUAUGAGCAACAGUCACAGUUUGGCUGUCCGUAUCAUAAGGAUGAUUUUCUUAUCUACAAUGUAACGGUAGCAGAGCCUGAGAACGUGGCCUAUCUCGUCGAUCUGUACACAUACAGUUCCAAAUCAAAGGAAGACGAACCACCGUACCAUCUGGGUUAUCAUUACAUUCUGCCGAAUUUCCUGAAAAAAUCCGAGGGCGUGCUAGAGUUGCCGGUUACGUGUGCUAGCAAACAUCGGCCACUCGGCAUGAUGCGGAUCGAGUACCUGAAAGUAACGCCACUUUUGCCCACGCAAUGCACGCUAGAGCGAUCGUACAUUCGGUACUGGAAUAAACGUUGGACCGGGCUGGACGUGGGCCAUCGUGGAUCUGGCACCAGCUUCAAGGCGAGCGAUGGCAAUGUGAUCCGUGAAAACACAAUCGCUUCGCUAAAGAAGGCGGUCGCGCACGGUGCCGAUAUGGUGGAGUUUGAUGUGCAACUGAGCAAGGAUCUGGUUCCGGUGAUCUAUCACGAUUUCGAUAUUUAUGUAUCGCUCAAGCGCAAAACCACGCUCGAAACGAACGAUAUGUUGGAGCUUCCGAUGCGUGAACUGACACUAGAACAACUCCGGAACCUAAAGGUCUAUCACGUGGUGGAAGGUAGAAACCGUGAAGCCAAAUUCUUCGACGAAGAUUUAGAAGAGCACCAACCGUUCCCCCAGUUAGCCGAAGCCCUCGAUCAGAUAGAUCCACACUGUGGCUUUAACAUCGAAGUGAAAUGGUCACAGAAGCUCAAGGAUGGACGAAUGGAAUCGGAGCUGACAUUCGAUACGAACCUGUACGUCGAUUGCAUCUUGCGCGUGGUGCUAGCGAAAGCCAGCAACCGGCGGAUUGUGUUCUCGUGCUUCGAUGCCGACAUCUGCACGAUGCUGCGUCUCAAGCAGAACCUCUAUCCGGUAAUGUUUCUAACGCUCGGAGUCACCAGUCGAUACCCGAGCUAUCAUGAUCCACGCUGCAACUCGAUCGAGACGGCCGUGCGCAAUGCAUAUGCAACCGAAUUGUUGGGUAUCGUUGCUCAUACAGAGGAUCUGUUGCGCGAUCAAACACAGGUGAAUCUGGCGACCGAGAAAGGGUUGAUCAUUUUUUGCUGGGGCGAUGAUAAUAAUUGUAAGGAUACAAUCAAGCAUUUAAAGAGCCUCGGUAUCCAUGCAAUCAUCUACGAUAAGAUGGACAUUUACUCGGACAAGGCGGUUAAGGAGAGUGUAUUUUUAGUUGGAGCCCGUGAAUCGCAAGCAGCACUUCUGCAGCAGAUUAACAUAGAGAACCGUUACGAGCAGACGAAUCAGCACGACUUUUUAAACGAUAAGGACGUUCGGCUCAGCCUGGACAAGCCGGCCUCCUCAACACCAUCGAUUUGAGUUCAAAAGUUACGGCUGUUUAUUACCAGUGCAAAAUGAAUAAUGGAUGUGAGUGAGAUUCUGAGAGUGGAAAUGGUUAACUUUGUCUUGGGAAGAUUAAUUUGUUUUGAAUUCGUAUUAACAUCUACACUACUGAAAAGGUUCGGAGCCAUUUGAAAAUCAUACGGAUUGUGUUAACAAAGAGGGGUUCGUGAAGGUAUGAGGUGAUUUAGUCGAAUUUAUUUACAAACCAAAUGAAAGAGUAACCUCAACGCUCUUUUCGGGCGUACAUUUGAAGAUGAGAUUGAGAUUAUUUUUAUUUUUUUUGUUUUUCUUAUAAAUCACAGCGCUUAACAAACGAUGUGCAUUGAAUGCGGGUUCAAAGUAGGAAAAGGAAUUUAAUAUAUUUUAAUUUACAAAAGCACUCGUUUUAUAUUCAUAUGCACUCUUCAGCAGGUUACAAACGGCAAGCAAUCCAUUUUCUUAACGCAAUAGUGCUUUACAUGCCACCAAAUGCCUAAAGUAUCAGAAGCAAAAUUUAGCCAAUUUACUAUUUGUCUAGGUAUAGAUAAGUGUUGAAUUUUAAUUGCAAGGAUUCCUUUCACCGGUGGGGUUAUACUGUUAGUAAUAAUUUAUGGAAAUAAGUGUGGUAAGGUUGCUAACGUAGGCUAAUUUUCUUAAUUUGUAAUAGCAUAAGUUUCGUGUUUCUGAAACUCUUCUAUCUUACCCAAUGAGGCUUCAAUUAAAUGCUUAGAACUUAAGCUGUCUGGCAAAUUUAUUUUUGUUUGUUUAUUCUUUAGUACGUACGUUCCA
This is a messenger RNA of Anopheles moucheti, 3451 nucleotides long. Its product is annotated as glycerophosphocholine phosphodiesterase GPCPD1. The record is from RefSeq and is a predicted model, not a curated record. The coding region runs from base 524 to 2659 and encodes 711 amino acids. The transcript is spliced from 8 exons. Gene Ontology annotation, molecular function: glycerophosphocholine phosphodiesterase activity; starch binding. Gene Ontology annotation, biological process: glycerophospholipid catabolic process. NCBI's taxonomy places the organism in Eukaryota, Metazoa, Arthropoda, Insecta, Diptera, Culicidae.